This is a messenger RNA of Musca vetustissima, 1929 nucleotides long. RefSeq lists its product as uncharacterized. The record is from RefSeq and is a predicted model, not a curated record. The coding region runs from base 1 to 1929 and encodes 642 amino acids. Gene Ontology annotation, molecular function: DNA-binding transcription factor activity, RNA polymerase II-specific; RNA polymerase II cis-regulatory region sequence-specific DNA binding. The transcript is spliced from 3 exons. Gene Ontology annotation, cellular component: nucleus. Gene Ontology annotation, biological process: cell fate commitment; regulation of transcription by RNA polymerase II. Lineage: Eukaryota; Metazoa; Arthropoda; Insecta; Diptera; Muscidae.
AUGAGACCACCUUUUGAAGAUGAAACAUCAAAAGAAAAGAAUGUUUCGAGAAAGUGUGAUGUGACGUAUGUAGAUAAUAGUUUACAGCAUCAUAAAAAGCAAUUGGAUACAUUACAGGAGGAUCGUUUGUGCCAUUUGAGCAAUCGGAUAUGUAGUAAUGCAGAAUUGCAGCGAUUUGGAAAGCAACAUCCAACACCAUCGUUUGCUCCUAUAUCAUUGCCACCUUCACCGCCCCCAUCCUCAUACAACAUUGCUGUACCGGCCAUGACAUCCUGUGAUCUGCCAUCAGCAUUGUUACCACAUCCCGCAAAGUUUGCUAUUCAACCAAUGUGGUCAACGGCCGCUAUGGCUGCCGCUCACAUUCAGGCGGCCUUUGCAGCUGUGUCUGUGGCUGUCAAUAGUGACCCAACCAAUAGUAGUGACAUUUGUGGUAAACUGCCGAAGGUUGAAUCAGUUUUAGCAGACAAUGGCGGGACGUUGGUUCAGGAAUCGCCUCGAUUAGGAGAUGUAGACGUAAUUCCUUGCAUCGAUCCUGAUUUGAAGCUCAGUGAUGUCAUUACAAAAGCUGCUGCAUUGUCGCCCACACACAUGCGCAACGUUAUAAGCAAUAGUCGAUUGGUUGUGCCACCUCCGGCCCCUGCGUUGCUGUUGGCUGACAACCCAACAAUCCCCUUAGCUACGGAAACUGAGUCUGGUGUGGACGAUGAUCUUGACGAUUGUUCAGAUACAAUCGAGAAUGAGGACUCUAAGACAGGGCCUCAGCAAAAUUUAAAAGUAAUUACAAACGAAGCAAAGACUUACAAUAGCGACGGUACGGAUGUGCCUUUGAAUUUAUCGAAACCCCGAUCAUCUGCGGGUUCUCAGCAUCUACAGCAGCCACCACAACAAGAGAGCGGUAGUCUUACCCCUGUUUCGCUGGAGAAUGUAUCAUGCAAUUGGCAAUCUAUGUCUAGCGAGGACACUAAACUUUUAAUAUGUCGCCUGUGGAACAUACCUCCAAUUGAUGAAGUGGAAUCUGUCGGCCCGAUAGUGCCGGCAGCUCCAAUAGUACCGGUGCCCCCGAUUGUUCCCAUGGCUACCAGCGAUACUGAAAACACGUCUAUGCCACAACCAAUGUCCAGUAGGGGUGGCAAGCUAAAGACCUACCCAUGUUCUGCCAAAAAACCAGUUCUGGAGCAAUUGAAUGCAUUGCAAAACGAAAAACAUGAGGUUGAAAAUCAGCAUUCUAUUUCCUUCUUAGCCAAAGAAGGUCGUUCCAAUGCACGUGAAGGACAUAGUUAUGGCCACACCUAUCAUAAGCCACACAUCAAACGACCGAUGAAUGCAUUCAUGGUGUGGGCCAAAGACGAACGCCGAAAGAUUCUAAAGGCUUGUCCCGACAUGCACAACUCAAACAUUUCAAAAAUAUUGGGCGCUCGAUGGAAGGCUAUGUCCAACAUUGACAAACACCCAUAUUACGAGGAACAAUCACGCCUUUCCAAAUUACAUAUGGAGAAACAUCCGGACUAUCGGUACCGACCCAGGCCAAAGCGCACUUGCAUUGUCGAUGGUAAGAAAAUGAGGAUUUCUGAAUAUAAGACACUUAUGCGAACUAAAAGGGCCGAGAUGCGUGAAAUUUGGUAUAGGGAUGCAGGACCAGGAGUCAGUGUAACACCCCCAGCCGACAGAAGAUUCUGUCACUUGUCACACUGCGACGAUGAUGAUUUCCAGGCAUCUAUGAUGGCAGUCGGUGGCAAACCAAAGGACAUGACAAAAUAUGAGAAAUCAUCUGCUGGCAAUAUUGCCGAUUGCAGUUCGAAUGUUUUGGACUGUCCCAAUAAUCCCAAUGAUAACGACGUUAAUGCCGACUACCAAUCAAAGUCUCUAAAUCAUCCCGGACUAUCCAAUGAUGACAAUAAUAUCAGUAUGCAUUCACGCGAUGAUGACUGA